Molecule: messenger RNA, 1061 nt
Organism: Trichobilharzia regenti
Lineage: Eukaryota; Metazoa; Platyhelminthes; Trematoda; Strigeidida; Schistosomatidae
Source: the annotation of a GenBank genome assembly
GUUAGUUUUGUUGGCUUCAUCACUGUUGGGCAAUUAAAGGCAAUACAUCUGAGGUGUAUAUAUUCACCAGUACGCAUUACUACUGAUUACUUUUUUUCCCUAUCAAAUUAUUACAAAUUGUUUGGGGGAUAAUCACACAGUUAGCUGGGAUGGAUGCAGAGGUUGAAUUGGAAGAGGAGUUUACUGCCACUGCUGCUGGUGGUGGUAUUGGUGGUGGUGUCCCACAAAUCACCUCAAAGGCCAAUUUCAAUUAUGCUUUGAUAGCUCUUCUUGUCUUUGUGAUAUCCUAUUUCCUAUGGAAAUUUUUCCGUUCUCAAAGUACCCAUUCUACGUUACAUCAGUCAUCAGCACAGAAUGAUGCACAUCGUAAAGCUAUGGAAAAGGCAAGAGCUAAACUUCAAGAAGAGCUUAAUGCUCAAAUUGCUCAAUACAAAUCGAACAAACAAGAAGAAGAUGAAAUGAAAGCAAGAGAAAAAGCAGAAAAAUUAGCGAAAUACAUGACGAAUAAUGGAAGUUCACAAAAGUCUAGUGACGAUGAUAAGAAGAAACGAUUACGACCGAAUGAUUAUAAUCCGUUAGCUGGAGAUUCAGGGACAACUUAUCGGCCAACUUCAAGAUUCUGUUCACGUGGAGGAUGACGUUAAACUUUGCGUGUGAACAAUACUAACUCAGAAAGUUCAGACACACCAUCCAUCUACAAAAACAUCCGAAGCAACACAUACACUUUCCAAAACAUAAAUGACGCUGUUUAUUCGAAAUUGGUCCAGUGCUAAGAAUAACAGCUGAUGACAUCGAUUGUGUGUGUGUGCGCGCGCACAUGUGUAUGUUCACUCGGUUUUCUUUAUUAUUUCUUUAUGGGGAAAGUGUUUAACACUGAUCACUUAGGUGUUUGUUAAAUUUUUUUAUCCUUUCUUUGUCAGUGUGUAUAAGAAAAAUGGAAUAGCAUAAAAGUGGAAAUGAAUAAACACGAUUGUCUUUCAUAUCGACUAUUUUCUCUCCUGAUAAUCAUCGUUUCAAAGUUGGAUCAUAAACUAACUGACAUAUAUUAAUAAUAGAGAGAA